This is a messenger RNA of Penicillium macrosclerotiorum, 1641 nucleotides long. Its product is annotated as putative carboxylesterase. NCBI's taxonomy places the organism in Eukaryota, Fungi, Ascomycota, Eurotiomycetes, Eurotiales, Aspergillaceae. The coding region runs from base 1 to 1641 and encodes 546 amino acids. The transcript is spliced from 3 exons. The record is from RefSeq and is a predicted model, not a curated record.
AUGGAAACAACUCGUCGUCCACGCCUCCAUUCCCUUGCCCACCGCGGCACCAUUGCUGGUGUCACCAUUUCUACACAGCAAGGAUCCGACUUGUGCCACUACUUCGGAGGCGUCCGCUACGGCCUCCCGCCCAUCCAGCGCUGGCGCCGAGCCCGUCGCCUGCCUGCCUCCUAUACCUAUGGCACCACAGAUGCACCGGGUACAUGUGACACUGGCGCUGGGCUGUGCCCCCAGCCUGGAUUUAUGAGCCUGUCACCACCCAACGAGGAUGCCUGGACUGAGGAUUGUUUCCAGUGUAAUGUGUGGCUGCCUAUUGGAAAGCCCCCGAAGGGUGGAUGGCCAGUUUUCAUGUUUAUUCAUGGUGGCUGGCUCCAGUUCGGCUCACCGAACAGUUUCAAUGCGGCGGCGUUGCUGGGCGAAACGGACUUGAAUUGCGUGGUCGUCAUGCCUGCAUAUCGGGUCAAUGUGUUCGGAUUCUUGUACUCGGCUGAGCUGGAACAAGACGCCCGCGAGGUCGGUGAGACUGUGGGCAACCACGGGUUCUGGGACCAGCGGCUGGCAAUGGAGUGGACGAAGGAGAACAUCCAUCUCUUUGGAGGCAAUCCAGAGAAUAUCACGAUCUCCGGCUACUCUGCAGGCGCCAACUCUGUCUUCCACCAACUCGCCUACGACCUCCGCCAACCCGACGAUCAAGCCAUUAUCCGCCAGGCCUGCAUCUUCUCGAACUCCCCCGCCGUGCAGCCUAAACAACCUGCCGAGACCCAAAUCCAAUUCAACCAACUUCUCUCCGCACUCUCCAUCCCCGCAGACCUCCCCGGCCCUGCCAAACUCGCCCGCCUGCGCGCCCUGCCCCCGAAAACCCUCAUCGACGCCCUCCCCACCAUCCCCAUACACCAAUUCCGCCCAACCACCGACACCGGCUUCAUCUCCCCGGCGCUCUUUGCCUCCUUGGACAGUGGCGCCUUCGCUGCUGCCCUGCUCCGCCGCAACGUCCGCCUCCUCGUGGGCGAAUGCGCCGACGAGCACCACCUCUAUAGCGUAUGGUACCCGCCCACCGCCGACACGCUGCCCGCCCUGCGCGCCCGGCUCGUCGCGGACUACCCCGCCCACAUCGUCGAUGCCGUCCUGCCACUGCACUACCCGGGCGGGCGGCUGCCAGCCGGCUGUGCAGACUGGGUGAGUGACGCCUGGGGCCGGGUGUACGCGGACAUGCAGGUGUACCAUAUGCAGCGGGGGCUCGUGUAUGCGCUGACGGAGAACGCUGGGGGCGUGGACGCGUCGCGGUUGGUGCACCGGUACCGGAUUGAGUUCCGGGCGAAGUGCAUCGACAAGAGUAUCCCGGUGGAGUGGGGGGUCACGCAUUCGUCGGAUUAUCCGCUGUGGUUCUGGGGCAAUGGGGAUGUGUUGAGUGGAUGGGAGAAAGGAGUGGUGCGGGAGGCCUUUAUCGGGCCAUUGGGACGGUUUGUGGAGGGUGGGAAGGGAGACUUUGGAUGGGGGACGACGGGACGAGGCGUGAGGGUGUUGAAGGCAGAUGGGACGGUGCAGGUGAAGGAGGAAGAUGCGUUGUGGGACGAGGGAGUGAAGGCAUGGAAGACGGUGCGGGCGGCCGAUCGGGCGAGGGAGGAGAAGUCGCGGUUGUGA